AUGCCAAGCCUGAAUGUCAGCGAGCUUAAUAUCGUUGUGGCCAUCUUUGUUCCCGCUAUGGUCGUCGGCAUUGCCCUCGGCCCCAUCGCAGCGAAAUUCCUGGAUAGCGAGCGAUGGGGGCCAGCAGUUGAGGGCCAGACAUCGACCAUCACACUGGGCCUGGCGCGCGUCGUCAUCUGCGUGCAGCUCAUCAUAGCGGGUUUCCAGCUUCCGGAGCGCUACGCCCGGCAGCACUGGCUUGACCUCCUCCUGUGCCUGGGUCCCAUCAUGACCGCCAUGUGGCUCUGCACAGCAGGCUGCUUACUCGCUGCCAUCCCAAAUCUGCCGUUUCUAUCUGCUCUUGUGAUCGCGUCGUGCUUUACCCCCACCGAUCCUGUGUUGUCUCAGGCUAUCGCUAAGGGCCCCUUCUCCGACAAAUACGUUGCUCGGCACCUGCGCGAGAUCAUCUCAGCAGAGGCUGGCGCCAAUGACGGCUUUGGCUUUCCGUUCCUGAUGCUUGCGACGUAUUUGCUCCGGCAUCUCAAGGGCGCAGAGCAUUUUGAGAUUCCUGCGCACCAUGAGCGCAGCGUCGAGCCGUUGCUGCUUGUCGCUCGUUCUGCGGAAGAGGUUGGGCGUCUCGGCGGUGGCGCCGGCGUCGCCAUCAAGAACUGGGUCGUCGAGACCUGGCUCUACGUGAUUGCCAUGUCCGUCGUCAUCGGUGCGCUGAUAGGAUUUAUUGGCGGCCGCGUCCUCAAGUUUGCGCUUCGCAGGAAAUGGGUUGACAUGGAGAGCUACCUGCUUUUCCCGACUGGCAUUGGCUCCGCUUUUUCCACGGGCUUACGGCACCAGCUUUUCCUUAUGGGCGUUUGCGGCUUGCUUGGUACAAAUGACCUGUUGGCCUGUUUUGCAGCGGGCAACGCCAUGAACUGGGAUGGUGAAAUCCUCCGUGAGACCGACGAGCGUCACGAUCAAGUCAAUCCCUCGAUUGACAUGCUCCUUAACUUCGCCGGCUUCAUGUACAUUGGUGCCAUUAUUCCCUGGUCAGAGUUCAACCAGCCCGAGCUUGGUCUCACCUGGGGCCGUUUGUUCGGACUCGGGUUCUUGGUUUUGGUCUUCCGUCGUAUCCCCAUCAUUCUCGCGUCAUACAAACUCAUGCCUCGCGUCUGUUACAACUGGAAGGAAGCGUUGUUCAUGGGCUAUUUUGGCCCGAUCGGUAUCGGUGCAGUCUUCUAUGCCGAGCACUCGAGGCACUUAUUUCCGAAGCCUGGCGAGGGCGACCCAGAACUCGACCGCCUUGUCCGAAUCCUUCCUCCCAUUGUCUACUUCAUGGUAUUUUUCUGCAUCGUGGCUCAUGGCUUGUCUAUCCCAAUCCUCAGCAUCAUCUACCACUUCAUUGGUAUCGAGCCUGUGCGCAAUGACGGAGUUGAGGUUCGCCGGCUAUCACUCAAUGUUCCUCCGCCUGUCAAUGCCUCACCUGGCCUCACAGCCGACACCUUCAUCGCAUAUAAUCGGUUCUCGAGGCCGUCUUUCAACGAAACCGAGCUCCCGGUGGUAACGGCAGCCGCUGAGACGGGCAAGCCGCCGAUAGUAAGGCGGUAUUCUCAGCGUGUCGAUCCCAGCCAGCUAGAGCCAAUCCCGUGA
This is a messenger RNA of Thermochaetoides thermophila DSM 1495, 1620 nucleotides long. RefSeq names its product putative solute:hydrogen antiporter protein. Gene Ontology annotation, biological process: regulation of membrane potential; proton export across plasma membrane; sodium ion export across plasma membrane. The record is from RefSeq and is a predicted model, not a curated record. Gene Ontology annotation, cellular component: plasma membrane. The transcript is spliced from 4 exons. Lineage: Eukaryota; Fungi; Ascomycota; Sordariomycetes; Sordariales; Chaetomiaceae. The coding region runs from base 1 to 1620 and encodes 539 amino acids. Gene Ontology annotation, molecular function: sodium:proton antiporter activity.